AUGGGUGUAUCUGCCCUGGCCAGCUGUGGAGAGUGCGGCUGUAGUUACCAGUGUGUACGGCUGGACGAGUAUCUCCACAAGUACGAGUGUGUGUGUGACGACAACUGGAGGGUUGACGAGGAUGGUCAUACCUGCGUCCUAGAUAACAGCGUGGCGUACCCCCAGACCAUCUAUCUCUUCGUCAUCAUUAUAGGCAUCCUGCUGGUCAUCUUUAUCUCUGCCACGUCCAUCUGUUGCUACAACCGCUACCAGAAGAAGAAGUUUGACCAGAUCAGACGAGAGAUCUUCAGCGGCGGACCAGAGAUGCAGCUCAACCGACUGAGGAACGAGGGCGGGAUGGUGACCGAGUAUAACCCUAACUACGAGUUCGGUGGAGGGACCUGCUAUAAAAAGGACCUCAAGGAGAUACCCAGAGAGAACCUCACCCUCGUCAAAGCGCUGGGUCAGGGAGCCUUCGGGGAGGUGUACCAAGGUUACCUCAAGAACUACGCUGGUGACUCUGUGGAGAUGCCCGUAGCUGUCAAGACACUGCCAGAGAUGUCCAGUAACCAGUCCGAGAUGGAUUUCCUGAUGGAGGCUCUGAUCAUGUCCAAGUUUGCUCACCCUAACAUUGUACACUUCAUCGGGGUCUGCUUCGAUAAACUGCCUCGCUUCAUCGUGCUUGAGCUGCUAUCUGGCGGCGACCUCAAGAGUUUCCUAAGAGAAGCAAGACCCAAACCCGUAAGUGUUGGUGAAGUUCAGUUGUUUGUGUAUGACACUGCCGCUGCCACUGCACUGCCACUGAACGCUGACGCUGACGCUGCCACUGCCGCUGCCGCUGACGCCGCCCUAACCGCUGCUGCUGCAGCGCACUGGCUGCUGCCGCAAAUCGCCCCUGGCACGCUGCUGCACUUUCGCCUGCCAGCUUCAGCGCUGACGCUGCGCCACUGGCAUCCGCACUUCAACGCUAACCCGCUGCCGCUGCCGCUGCCGCUGCCGCUAACGCUUCAGGCCGCUGCUAUCCUGCACUUCGACGCUCUGCGCUAA
Molecule: messenger RNA, 1026 nt
Organism: Homarus americanus (American lobster)
Lineage: Eukaryota; Metazoa; Arthropoda; Malacostraca; Decapoda; Nephropidae
Product: ALK tyrosine kinase receptor-like
Exons: 7
Coding region: 1-1026 (341 amino acids)
Biological process (GO): protein phosphorylation; cell surface receptor protein tyrosine kinase signaling pathway; positive regulation of kinase activity
Cellular component (GO): signaling receptor complex
Molecular function (GO): transmembrane receptor protein tyrosine kinase activity; ATP binding
Source: RefSeq, a predicted model, not a curated record